Molecule: messenger RNA, 10881 nt
Organism: Vitrella brassicaformis
Lineage: Eukaryota; Vitrellaceae
Source: the annotation of a GenBank genome assembly
GGACUUUUACGUGAUGGCUUUGUGCCGUGUUGCACUGUGGAGGGCUCUCCUGCUUUUCUGCUUCCUGUUCUCAUCUGCGGCGCUGCCCACAUUCAAUGCGAGACAGAUGCCACAGCAGCUCACAAGCGACGGUGCCUUUUAUCGCAGUGCAGACGAUGUAGCCUUCCUUCAAGACCCUGGCGGUAAUGGGACAGCGGGCCGUGGCGGAAGCAAGCCCACUCUCCCUCCACCGCUCCGUAUCGACUGUCAAGUCGACAGCCGGGAGGUGGUGAAGCUCGUUGUGCGCCCAGAGGAUGGGUUGCUGCCAGAUGGCUGGAAGGACCCGUCGCAUGAGAGGCCCUUCUUCACCGGCCAGGGACACCCACCCACAAAGACAAACAGGUGACACAGAGCAUGCACAGCACGGCACACAAACGCGUUGGAUGGCUGAUUGUUUCGCUCCUGUCUCUCUGCCAGGGUGACUGCCACAUCCGGGCGGGUCCUCUGGCUGGACUUCGGCGCCAACCACUACUUCGUCACUCCUUUCUUCAACGCCACCCACCACAUAUGCAUCCCCCUCCUCCCCCCUGGCGGACCCGCCGAGGCGUCCUUUCUACUCGCCUUCCAUUUCGCUGUCUCGACCCCACCCCUCGUCGGCACCAGACAGGUGCUGCUGGACAACUUCCAGGGCUUCCAGGUCGGCUUCCUCCCCGACGAAAGCGACCCGGAAGCCGUGCAUUUCGGGGUGCUGCCUCUUGUUGCUGGGGAUCGGUCAUCGAUGGUGCGCAUAUGCUGGCGGGCGGAGGAGGGGCUGCUGUACCAUGCAAGAAGAUUGCAAGAAGAUACUGCUUGUGUGUGAGGAUGGUUGGUGGGCCCAUCUCUCUUCCCUUUGUCAGAUUUUGUGUCUCGUUGUGGCGACGGCAAGGUGGAGCCGCCCGAGGAAUGUGACACGGGGGGUGAGGCGCUGGGGUCAAGUGACUGCAGUUGCAACUGCAGAAGUAAGACCCCGUAGGUAACAGAUGCCUUGUCUCACCAUCUGUUACCUAUAUACCUGCCCUCUUCCCUCAGAGAAGUGUCCGCCAUACGCCAGCAUUCUUGGCGACCGUGCCCUCCGCUUCGCUGCCCGAUACGUGACCCCACACCAACAGCGCAAUGCACAGGCCACGUCGCCCUACGGAUUCACGUCCUCCAUUCUUGUCAAGGCGAUGGAGGCAGGGGGGGCGCUGGAACUGAAGUGCCGGGAGGAUGUCCCAUCUGUAGUCGGUGACAAGAGGCGGAAUCGCACCUUCACUGCCGACGUGGCCAGCGGCAGGGACAUCGUCAUAUGCGGUGCGAGUCGGUCGGGGGAAUUCUCGCCGCGACUCAUGGACUGCUACGGUCGGUGGGCUGGUGAGUGGUCGAUCGACUCCUGCGCCUUUCUUGGUGUCCGUCCUCAGAGACAUGUGAUCCGGAUUCUCUGCUGUGGUGGCAGCAAACAGACAUCGUGCUGCCCGAGAGGCAAGCCACCCUCCAACUUGUGUCGCCAAGAAGGGCAGGCUUGGUGCGGCACGGCGAGGCGGUCCGCGUGAGAUGCAACCCAUCGGCAGGUGUGGGUGGGGUUGAGGGGGCCCCCAGCGAACAGACACUGGAAUGUGACGACGGGCACCUAGAGCCACUCAGGCUGCCUUGCUUUGGUAAGUCAUUCAUGACAGACAGACAGAAGCCAUCGAUCCGUCACGGAAGGGGCUCUACGGCCUGUCUUCUUCUUCGUCUGUGUGUGCCACAGCCAUUUGUCCAGCCGAGAUCCGCGGCCCUCCCACCUACACCCUGCCCAUCUCACCUUCGCGUUAUUCCAUCAGCGGCGAGGGCUUUCAGGAGGGCGCCACGCGGACCCUGUCGUGCCGGCAGGGCUUCACCACCCCCACAGACAGCACGACAACCACAGAGGAGAUCGAGUGCAUCAAGGGCCAGUGGACACCCGUCACUCUCGUCUGCGAGGGGCAGUGCCCGCCAUUCGCUCUCCCCAGGGGCAAGGAGCAUCUGUAUGUGACCGACCCGCCCCUCACACGUGAGAGUGCGCCGUUUGGUAGCAGGAUCCAUGUGUAUUGCGCGAGGGGUCUGUCUCCGCCGAGUGACGGGCCGCAGAGUCUUGAGGUGGAGUGCACCUGCUACGGCACCGCUGAGGAGUGCCAGAGCAACAAGGGCACCUACGAAUGGACCGACUUCGAGCUGCCCUGCGGCGGUAGGAACCACCGACACACUGAUGGAUUCACUGCAGGGGUGUGUCUCUUUGUUGGCUACAGCCUCCUGCCCUUCCUACCAGACAGAGGAGGGCUAUAUCACAGAGCUGCCAUUCGCCCUCGGAGCCGCCUCAGCCAACAACCGCUCGACUGAGACAUCGCCGAUGGGCCACGUCAGGCAGACCGGUGCCAACGACACGACUGCAGAGGAGGCCUCCAGCGCCAUGUCUGCACUCACCGUGGUAGCAGUAUCAGGGGGGAAGGUGGUGGGCGGUGGAGGAGAGGACAGCACGGCAGCUGCUGGUGGGAGAGCAGAGGCCAGCGAUGUGACUGUGCCAGAGGGGACGGCAAUCGUGGUGGCCUGUGAUGCUGAGAAGGGCUAUGGUGUGCGACUUGGGGCUCUGCACACGCGCGACACCGUGACGUGCACUAGCCGUGGAUACUCUGCCAAGACGCUUCUCUGUUACCGAGCGUAUACACAUGACAUCUCCAGACGCCCUUGCCUUUUCUCAGGUCUGUGUGCCGCUGUCUGGCUUGCAGACAUGUGCUUGUCGUCUCCGCCUCUUCCCGACCAUCUGCACUACCUCGUGGACCCCCCUGCGGGCGACACACGCACAGGUCCCCCCUACCCCCAUGGAUACGCAGUCACCGUUAGCUGCCGCGCCGGCAGCAGCAGAGGCGAGACUGACGCCGUCCCGCUGCGGGAGACACUCACGUGUGUGCAGGGCAGAUGGACCGAACCAAACCUUGUCUGCCGAGGUGGGGCGGUGAGAGACAUUAGCUAUCGCCAGCUGGCCAUAAGAGACAUCUAUAUACGUGAGACAUGGCUGGUGUGUGUAUAUGCAGCCAAGUGCAUGGAGUGGUCGAUGCUCGAUGACGCCGUGUACGAGACGCUUCCUGAGCCGCAAGAGGCCCUCAAGAGGCGUGCGGAUGCCGCGCUCAACAAGACGGCGGGCGAGGGUGGGUGGUACGACGGUGCCAUGGUCAAGGUCAAGUGCCGACACUCAUUCGAGGAACAGGACCUCUACUGCCGAAAUGCACACUGGACACCACUCACACUCGUCUGCACACGUAACCCGCAAGACAGCAGCACUUUGACACUAGCCAGCCACUAUUGCUUCUUUCGUUCAGGUCCGUGCCCGAAGCUCUCUGUGGAGGCCCGCAAGGGCAUGGAAAGCGAGAAAUCUUUCCUUUAUGUGGUCUCGCCUGAAGAGGUCACUCGGGGGGAGUCGCAGCACGGCACUGUGGUGACGGUGAGGUGCAACCAAGACAAGGGCUUCUCGCCCGCAAGGGGGCCCGUUGAGGACCGCAUCACCUGCAACAAGGGACACUGGACGCCACAAAGGCUCUUCUGCGGACGUGAGAACGAGAGAACGGCUGAACUGACAUCUCUGUGUCCAUCAAUUGAUCAAUGUGUGCAGGAGACUGUCCCUUCAUCCCGUGGCUGCAUCCACCUGAGGCCUACCUCAUCCCCCAGAUCCGCACUCGGCCCCGCGACACACCGUCGCUGCGCCGCCCACAUAUGGCCGAGGGGACGGUGCUUAACGGCCCUGACGUGCUGGCACCCAGUGCAUCUCCCUCUCCCCCACCCUCUCCUUCACCGUCGCCAAGCCCCUCCCCCACGCCGAUCGUCACAACGACCCAGCAGCCGGUAAGACAGUAUUUCUCUCUCUGUAAGCAGCAGAUAUCAGGAUGCGUGUGUCUCUAUCUUAGACAUCGACGGAAGAGCCCAGCGACUUUGCUGAAAACGAAGGUGUCCCGGCCUUCCUGGAGGAGGGGAAAGAUGACACUACGGACUGGUCGCCCGCCACCUAUACCGCCGCCCACCAGCUGGAGAUCCUGAUCGGGCUGGAGCAUCAUCCCUCGGGCACUCAGGUGUUCAUCAAAUGCAACGGGGACCUGGGGUACUCGCCCAGCACUGGGGCGAGGAACAGAGUGGACGCCAUCGUAUGUGAGGCCGGGAAAUGGACACAGCUCCCAUUGACAUGCAUGCGUAAGCUCAUGCAGUAAGUAGAGGGCAACACGUGGGUGAGACAACACACAUGCACAGCUGUGGUUGUGUGUGCGUCUGUGUGUCCAGCUUCGUGUGGGCCUUUCCCGUCCCCUGAGCACAGUCACUUUUACUCCAUUGAGCACAUUGGGGGCAUGGCCAACACGGAUAGGCACGGCGCCAAGGUGCGCAUCACUUGCUCGGACAAGUACGCCGCUCUGCCCGAGCCCCGGUCGCCCGGCUUCGCUGAGAGCGUUUGCUUCAACGGCACAUGGCGGCCAUUCCCGCCACCAAUGCUCUGCUCUGGUACUCACACAGGCCAGAGAAACGUACGGAUGCACAAUACCAUUUCUUGUGUGCCCGUCCAUCCAUCCAUCCAUCCAUCCAAUUGAUCAGGCAGUUGCGCACCGUAUGCCCUCCCGGCCUCUCAAGUGCUGGCCAGCCCCCCCAAGGCCUUCUACUCGACGUUCGACACGAUCGACAUUGCCUGCAACACGCAGGCGGGGUACCUCAAUGCGAGUGACCGGUUCACCAAGGUCAGGAACGUGGGAGGGGAGGAGGAGGAGCCGACCAACAAGGGUGAGGGCGCCGUGCUGUCUGUAUCAACACUCACGUGUCUCCAUGGGCUCUUCAGUGAGCCGGAGCCGCCGCUCGAUUGCCGGCGUAAGCGCAUCCACGCACCCACACAUGGUCCGGCCCACAUUGACGUAUCCGCCGCUGCCCUUUUCCAGAGUCCUGCUCGGAUUUCAUAACCCUCGUCGACACCACCGAGUACUCAUUCCGUGUUAUGUCUUCCUCGGCGGAGUUCACCAACACCACUGCAUGCGCCCUACCCCCAUCCGCUCCUUCGGCAGUGGCCAACACAUCUGCCCACCCUCCCUCGCCCCUCCCCUUGCACCCGAGACAUGGCAGCUGCGUCAAGUUGGGGUGUCAGAUGGGCUACACGCCUGAUGUUGACCCGCACCAGUGGAGCGACGAGCCGUGUGCGAGUCCGGGUGAUGUGCACUACGAGCCGGUCUUCGGCAGUCGGGACUGCGAGACGCUGCGCUGCAUGGAUGGGCAAUGGAGAAGGCGGUCUUUCAGAUGCAGAAGUAGGCAGGCAACAGAGGAGGAUGGGCUCCGUUUUCCCAUGUGUGUGUCUCUUGCAGAGGACUGUCCCAACCCUUUCUUGCAUUAUCUCCCGGAGGGCCUAGAUAUCCUUAACACGACAAAGAUAAAGGACGUCUACCAUCAUGGGGAGACACUCACCAUCACGUGCCACGGUGAAGGAAGCGCAUACCUCAAGUGUGCUCGCGACGUGAAUCCGUACGUCGCACAUGUUGAUCAGAGCCGGCGGGGCGUCCGUUGACUGGCUACGCUGCGGUGCCCCCCGAGCUGCCGGACAGCAACCAGACCCUCACGUGCAACGACGGACAUUUCGACUUUGUAAAACUCGACUGCAAAAGUGCGGAAUGACAUCAGACACGAGAGAGAGAGACAGCAUCAACCAGUCUUUUCGCUGCAGAAUUGUGUGGUCCAUACUUUCCUCCUGGCCCCAAGGAUCACUACAAGCACUACCACUGGUCGACCGAUUCAGAAGGGCUCCAGUCAUCCGUCGACAGACAAGCGGAAGAACUCAUCAAGAAACGGGUGAGACAGACAGACAGGUAUCGAGGACAAACAUAUGGAGACACCGCCCGCCCUGUUGCUCUCUCUGUAUCUGUAGGGCAACACGACGGUGAGCGCUGAGGCUCUGAAGCCUUAUCUCGUUCAUCGGUCGGUGCGAUAUAUGCGGUGCGCCGACCUCUACUCGGACCCCGACUGGCCGUCGCCGUCGCCAUACGAGACUGUCGAGUGCGUCAGCGGGCUCUGGACCAUCCAGCAACUCAAAUGCACAAGUGAGUCCGAUCAGUGUCUCAACACCAUCGAUACACACUCUUGUUUGUCCGAUGUGUCUUCCUUUCAGAGCAGUGUCCCGGCAAGAAGUUCUACUACCUCCCCUCCGACGUGUACCCGACCACAUACACAGGCAGAAAGGGCGGCCUCCCCUCCCCGCGCACACCGCACACCGUGGGCUCCCUCUUCGACCGCUCGUCCCUUUAUGACGAUGGCGAUAUUUUGUCGAUCGACUGCAUCGGUCCGACGAGCCCGUCUGCGCUGCCGCCUGCGGGGGAGGAGACGACCGUGGGUAUGGGGUAUGAGGGCGACAAGUGCGACGUACGCUGUACGAGAGGCAAGUGGACCAUGCUGCCCAUCAUAUGCAAAAGUAAGGUGGCGAGGGGGAGAGAAAUGACGGGAGGUCACAGUAUGUGGUCGUGUCUGCAGGGAGGUGUCAUCCUUAUGUGAACCCUCUGCCGGCUCGGGCAGUCUGUGAGCCGCCGCUGUUUUGCAAAACCGACCCUCGGGAUCUGACGUCCGACGAGCAGCUGCACACGAUGCACCUGCCCUAUGGCAACGACACCAUGUUCCGCCACGGCUCGGCACUCAACAUCUCGUGCAUCGCGACCUACCUGCCCUCACUGCUGCCAGUGCAGGAGACCAUCACCUGCUCAGAUGGCAGAUGGGCCGCCACGCAACUCACUUGUUGGAGUAAGUGCACACAGCUAAGGAGAGCCAGCAACACCCGCACAGAAUCUCUCUGUGUCUCCAGAGCCGUGUGGAGCGUUCGAUGCCCUCGCUCGGAGUGGCGAGGACCCCUCACGGUACCUCUCAGAGCCAGACCAGAACAACCUCAACAUCACACCGGCACACUGGCGAAACGACGUGCCGCAGCCCUCACCCGGCAGCAAGGAGGCGGUGGGGCCGUACUUCCUGCAUGGGUCUCGCUACGUGGUGUCUUGCGACACGGCCAAGGGUUUCGAGUCCAUCAUGCCGCGGCCAGUGGACUUCAGCGAGUGCUUCGACGGACACUGGACCGGCGUCGCACUGCAGUGCAGACGUACGUGUGUUACUGGGGUUGGUGGUGUGGGUAUACACCUUCCCGCGUGUGUUCAUGUGUGUCUUCAGGAAGGUGUGGAUCGGUGGAGUCAGUGAUGGAGAGCCUUCACGAGGACCCGUCUCGGUACACAAUCGCCCACAAGGGAGUCACCCACGGGACUGUGGCACACCUCACGUGCGCCGAGGGAUACACACCCGUGGAGGGCCGGCCCGACGAGCUGGAGCUCAUCGAAUGCAAUGACGGCCAGUGGGGCCGACCCAACCUCAGAUGCGAAAGUAAUCCAGUGAGCGAACAGUGAUUGGCGACACACAUGGCCACAUCUCUUUGUGUGUGCAGAGAAGUGUCCGGAUUACAUGGAGUAUGCUGGAGUGUAUGACUCGGAGGUGCUCAACUCAUCAAGAUAUGUGCUCACGGGCUUCUCGGGCCAGAAAUGGGCUGGCGCCGCAUUCACCAUCGAGUGCGCUGUCGGCGCAUCCCCAGUAAGCAAGCGACAAGAGAGAGAGAGAGAGAGAGAGAGGUCCCUCAUUCGUGUCUCGUCUCGGUAUGGUUGUGACAAUGGACGGCUGCAGGAUCAGCCUGUGCAGGAGCUGACAUCCGCUGGCGAGGGUCCCCAGCUGUCGGUCGCCUCUUCUCAAGUCAUCCGCUGCCUCAAUGGCGGCUGGCAGGCACGACUGCUGUCAUGCCUCGGUAAGAAGCAGCGAUCGAAUCACAUCACAACCCUCUAAAAACACUUGGUGCCAUGUCUAUGUGUCUCACCUGCGGCCAGCCAACUGCCCCGACUAUCUGCCGGAGCCCAACUACGAGAUCGAUGAGGAGUGCGGGCAGGGAUACAUCGUCACCGGACACUCUUUUGGAUACGACAACGGUACACAAGGGACAGCACGCAGGCAGGCGGGCAGGCAGGCAAGCAGCUCAAGUGCCUGUGUGUCUCUCUGUGUCUGUCUGCGUGUCUCUCAGAUACCAAGACGGUGCGCAACGGCUUCUCCCGUGAGCUGAUGUGUUGCCUGCAGGGCAUGCCCAUCUUCGAGGACAGCGACGAGCCGAAAUGCUCGUAGGCCACGCCACAUCGCCACCUUGACCCCUUGAUUGAUUAUGUGGCUGUGGGGGGUGUGUCAGGUGGGAUUGGUCUGUGAAGGAUGCUGGUCCGAAUCCCGCCAUGACAGCCGACGACCCCACAUGGGGGUGGGACAGAGUCGUCUGCCACGACGGACAGUGGACACAGCCGCAACUAGAGUGCCACCGUAAGGAUGGGUGGAUGGUGGGUGGGUGGACAAACAAGAUGUGUCUCCACCAUCUCUUCCCCUCUGUGUGUUCAUUCAUUCAUUUGUCUAUCAGCCAACUGUGUGGCCCUCGAGGCCGAGAAGUUCAACUUAGAUCUUGGCGAGUACAAGCAGUACGGGCGGGCCACCGGUGGCCGCGAGACCAGCACAAGCUACGACAUAUUCGAAGAAGCGGUCAGCCUCUUGCAAAAGGGCAGCCAGCCGGCCACCACAGCCAGGAGGCCAACACGCGUCCCCACCCCCCGGAUCCGCCACUCUCUGAUCCAGCUGCCGCCCCCACCACGUGAGGGCGGGAGGGGUGACGAAGGCGACAUGGCCGAUGAGGACGCGACAGGGGAGGCGUUCGAGACUUAUCCAUACGGGACAACGGUGGACGUGCGGUGCGACAAGGGCAGUCUUCCAGACCCGGUGCAGGGUGAGUGGCCGAAAGAGUGGGACAAGCGCGUGACGGUGGAGGCGACGUGCAAGCGGGGGCGAUUCCAGAACAUACCUUUCGACUGCAUACGUACGUAGACACGCGAGACGGAAGGGAGAAUCCUAUCUUUUGCUUUCACAUCAUCAUACACCCUCUCUCUACCCAUGCAUGUCUCCCUGUCUUCAUCAGCCGUGUGUCCCUUCAUCCCCAAGGAGACGGACCAGUACGCGCGCUACACGCUCGUCGGCACGCGAAGGACACAGGGCGACGAACGGUACAGAAAGACACACAUCUGGAUGUCAUGUCUCUUUAGCGGCAAAUCUUGGCGCUGCAGCUUUCCGUAUGAGUACUUCAGCAAGACUUUCCCGUGGCUGGCUCGGCAUGGCAGCAUAUUCUACACCAUGUGCACCACUCCGAAGUAUGAAACGUUUAAGAACGAGACUUUCCGUGAGCAUGCGGCCGACAAUUGCGAGUGGAACGCGGGCAAGUGCCUCAACCGGAUGCUAACCGAAGGCGAGGACACACGCAAUACGCACAGGCAUACGCCAGGAAAGCGCGUGGGUGCCCAUGUGUCUCUCCCUUCUUGUUUCGUCCCCUGCAGGCAGACAUAAAUCCGACAUCGGCAAGGAUGUUGCCAAGCUCAUCAACCCAGUCAGCAGCCCCAACAUCAAGUUCUACAAGAAGUUCUGGCCCAACGCAUGGGGCGACAAGCUCAUACCCAACGGACUCGCCAAGGCGCUCGGCGACUACCCACCCUACAAAAAGUACCAGUGCUUCUAUGGCACGUGGCUCACCGACUCGCCCCCACUCACAUGUGCCCAGUCCAUCAAGGUCAUCAGAUGUAUCGACCAACACGCGACAGUGUGGCGACUCAAGAAAGGAGCAAGGACUCCGCCGUCUGUGAGUGGUCAAGGCUUCUUAUCUCUGUUGCCUCUGCUAUGGUGGCUUUUGAAGAAGACGCGCAUUCUCGACGUGCACUUGCGGCGCGGUCUCCCUUCAGCACUUAUACGUUUUGCCUCGGCUUGCAUGGAACGAUGGCCACCAUCUCAGGCCAAUUCAACUGAAUUUGCCGAAGCUGGAAAGAAUGCGGACGGUGCUGACUGCGACGGUUUGUUCUGUGAGGCGGAGGUCAUUUUCCUGCGUGACAUAUCAAUCGGUGACACUGUUCUGUCUUGGGACGCGACAAGAAGGCGGCACACAUGGAAAGACGUCUACUUCAAAGAGACAUUUGGUAGGGAAAGGGGUGCACCGGUCGACCAUUGUGGGACACCAUCGUGUGUGCCAUAAGUGUCUAUGCCGUAUCGAUUAUCGUUGCGCAGACCCCCCUGGCCCGUCCGAUCUGACCCCCACGGUGACGAUCACCGUCCACCGCCCCCGCACAUCCCUCACCCUCUCCCCGUCACACCUGCUGCCGGUGGUCGUGCCAUCGACAAGGCACAGGACGAGACUGGUGGCUGCGAGUGAGGUGCGGGUGGGAGACAUGGUCUAUGUAGGCGGGAAAGGGGGCGACGCGAUGGGACGCGUUGCCGGCGUCAAGUGGAGGCAAGAAGUGAGCAAGAGAUGGACAGACAGACAGACAGACAGACAGACAGAACGAAUGAGAGCGUGUGUCUUCUGAUCUGGCUGUCAGCGACGUGUCUUGUCGUUGAUGUAUGUGAUGGGCGGCUACCUCGUGGCCAACGGGAUUGUGAUAUCUGACGCCGACGAGCCCCUCGACCUGCCCACGCAGGGCAGAUGGACGGCUGUCACUAACCUGGACACAAGGCAAGCCGAGCCGAGCUCCUGCACGCACAGGGAAGACAUGGAGGGACACGUAUUGAUGAUAUCAGGCUUCUGUACCUUGUUGGUGGUGCUGCUGCGGUCGAUUCGUGGUGGUACCGUGCAUAUUGGAGGUGAGCGAGACGACCGCCUCAGGUUGCACAUCUUGUCCACGUCUCCCUGCAUUGCAUCUGUCAGAUGGAGCGUAAGGCUCAACGAUGGGCUUCAGGCUUUGUGUGCGAGAGCACAAGAGGCUCUCUCUGACCUGUGGACGACAUUUGUGAUGUAGUGUAGGUGAUGCGUUUAUGGGAUUGCAAUUGAGG